Peronospora matthiolae is the source of this 615-nucleotide messenger RNA. NCBI's taxonomy places the organism in Eukaryota, Oomycota, Peronosporomycetes, Peronosporales, Peronosporaceae. The record is from the annotation of a GenBank genome assembly.
AUGUAUGUCAUCACGCAGUUAUCAAGGUUUUUGGAGAAUCCAGGUCAGCAACAUUGGAAGGCAGCCAUUCGUGUUCUUCGGUAUCUCAAGACGACAAGAGACUACGGGAUAAUCUACGACGGCAGCGCUAGCGAAGUAACAGCUACAGCGUAUACGGACGCGGACUGGGGUAGCAACAUCGAUGAUCGACGCUCCGUGUCAGGGAUAAUGGUGAUCAUCGGUGGCGCAACAGCCAUAUACAAGUCCAAGUAUCAACGCAUGGUGGCUCUAAGCUCUGCUGAGGCAGAGUACAUGGCUUUAAGCCUGUGUACACAGGAAGUGUUAUGGGUUCGUGCGCUGCUUAAGGAUCUAGGUCACGAGCAAGUGGGAGUAACGUGGGUCUGGGAAGACAAUCAAGGAGCAAUUGGGCUUGCCAGCAAUGCCGGCUACAAUGCCAGAACCAAGCACGUUGACAUUCGUCACCACUUCAUCCGGGAGAAUGUGGCCCACGAUAUCAUCGUGGUCAAGUACAUCUCCACCAUGGACCAAUUGGCCGACAUGCUAACGAAGGCUCUGGGGACCAAGCGACUGAACUAUUUGAUACAAGCAAGCUGCAUUGGACCCAAGGGCAUUUAG